Talaromyces proteolyticus is the source of this 1701-nucleotide messenger RNA. Its product is annotated as histidine phosphatase superfamily. Bases 1 to 1701 code for a protein of 566 amino acids. Gene Ontology annotation, molecular function: phosphatase activity. Lineage: Eukaryota; Fungi; Ascomycota; Eurotiomycetes; Eurotiales; Trichocomaceae. The transcript has 2 exons. The record is from RefSeq and is a predicted model, not a curated record.
AUGGGCAAACCACGGAUGAUCAUCCUCAUCCGCCAUGCUCAAUCCGAAGGAAACAAGAACCGCGAGAUUCACCAGUCUGUGCCAGACCACCGCGUAAAACUCACCGCCGAAGGACACAUGCAAGCGCUAGAGGCAGGUCGCAGACUACGAGAACUACUACGACCCGACGACACCUUGCACUUCUACACCUCUCCAUACCGCCGAACCCGCGAGACCACAGAGAACAUCCUCGAGUCGCUUACCUCCGAUGACCCAUCCCCGUCCCCAUUCCCGCGACACACUAUCAAGGUCUACGAAGAGCCGCGCCUUCGUGAGCAGGACUUUGGUAACUUCCAGCCAUGUUCGGCGGAAAUGUCGCGCAUGUGGCGGGAGAGAGCAGACUAUGGGCAUUUCUUCUACCGCAUCCCCAAUGGCGAGUCUGCUGCUGAUGCGUAUGAUCGAGUGAGCGGCUUUAAUGAGUCGUUGUGGCGCCUUUUUGGUGAAGACUCGUUCGCGAGUGUCUGCGUUCUGGUUACUCAUGGCUUGAUGGCUAGGGUGUUUUUGAUGAAAUGGUAUCAUUUCAGCGUGGAGUACUUUGAGGAUCUACGCAAUGUCAACCAUUGCGAGUUCGUGAUCAUGGAGAAAAACCCAGAUAAUGGGAAGUACAUUCUCCAAAAUAAGCUCCGCACAUGGUCGGCUCUUCGACGCGAGAAGGAAGAAGAGAGAAAAAGGGAAAGAGAGUUGAAAGGGCUCCCACCAACGCCGGCUGAAAAUGAGGUUCCAGUACGACGAAAAUGGGGUGGUUGUCCUGACGGCUGCACGCAUGGCGUGACCUCCAUACCAACAACAUGGCGACCCGCACGACAAGACAAGGCUGAUUUAUUCCGUGAUGAUGAUGGGGGUGAAACGACAGAUGCCAGAAACCGUAGUCCGUCUGCAGAGCGUAAGAAAUCGGCGGCGACGAUGAGAAUUAACCAUCACGGCAAACCCAGACUGAAUAGCCUACCUAUUGAGAUAUCUGCUGAUGAUAUUAUCUCUUCGCCGGAUCAAACACCGUCGUACAUAUCUCUCGCUGGCAUUGUCGGAUCCCCUAAUCCCUCCUCUGUGCCUGAAGUCUCAGUCACUGCAGCAGAAAACAACACUGACGACCACCACCGUCAUCAUCAUCACCAUCAUCACCAUCAGUCACACGGACGAGCAGUCCGGAAGCUCACUAGGGGCGGGCGAUCAUCUAUAUCCCCGCUACGACUGAGCAGCAGCAGCAUCGCCAACGAAGAGUCCGGGCACCUACUACACAUGGGCGGCCGAGAUGGCGGAGGUUCUAAGAGCGGCGUCAACAGCCCGAUUCCGUCGGAUUCGGAAGAAAACGACGCUAUGCUACCCGAGGGGAGCAAGUCGCUUCCUCAGCCGACGCAUACCGUUCAAGACGCCGAAGAUGAUGGCGAUGACGAAGGGGCUGGGUCACGACGAACGAUUCGUCGACACAAACCAGCAUAUUAUCAUCCCGUCAACUCAGCGGCGGCAGCUGGUGGUGGUGCCCCAUUUCAGCUCAAGGCAAAUGCGUUGGGAGACGCGGAUUCAGCCUCGAGUGUAUACGAAGAGGAUGGUGCUCAGCAGGCUGAUAAUGAAGACGAGGAUGACGAUAACAAUAAGGGUGAGUCGAAUCGUGAGUUUGAUCAGCUGAGGAAGCAGGAAGAGAGUGUUGGCGAGUCUGUUUAUUGA